AUGGACUGGCUAAUGAAAAAAAAGGAAGAGGCCAAGCAUGCGGCGGCCAAGAUUUCUAACAAACGCACAGCUUUUCGAGGAGAGGGAAAUGUAUUGGGUGGUCAUAACGUUUCUGAAGAUAAUUCGUCUGUAUUACCUUUGAAUAACACGUCCCGUAGCUUACCCAUCAAGUUGCCAUUUACGAGCAAUAAACCCCCUGAUUUAUCGGAAGAAGAACAGAAGAAACGACGUGAGAUACAGGCAAAAGCUCUGGAGCAGCGCAGUAAUGCGUGGGAUAAGCGCGUGGCUACUGCACGAAAAGCGAGGAUAAAGCAGGAGGAAGAAGAUGAGAACAAAUAUCAGUACACGGAACCAGUCACUACGAAGUCUAGCUCUCUUCCGCCGCCCGUGGUACUCACUGACGAAGAAGUUAAGGCCAGAGAGCUGCAGAACGCUCAGCUGCAAAUGGGAUUUAAUCCGUACGAAGCGACCUUUGCAUCCUCGGUACAGGCGGUCUCUGCAAUGAAUGCUAUUGGCGGUGAAGCGAUUGCUCUGUCUUCGGCAAGUGGCGGUGCCGUCCACUCAUCUCUUUUACCCGAUGGUGAAAUUCCUCAUGUUGCAGGGUACGAGAAUGGUUCAACGAGCUUAGACGCUGGUGAGAAUACUGCGAUAUACGUGCUGCUUCGACAAGAUCCUUCGCUUGCUAUGACAGCGGCGAAAACUCUGAUCAAGAUGUUGACCAACGUUAUCAAGAAUCCACAGGAUGAAAAGUUUCGGAAGAUUCGGCUUGCGAACGCAUCUAUUCAGUCAAAGCUUGUGGCUGUACCUGGCGCCAUUGACAUUUUUGCAGAAACUGGGUUUUCAAGGGUUAGCUUGAAUGGCGAUGCCUAUUUAAUGUUGGCUACUGAUGUUUUCGAGGCGGAGCGUGUGCAGUCCGCGAUUGACCGCUUAGAAGUAGCGCUCGCUCAGCUCCAGCAUGAUUUUGCGUAG
Peronospora belbahrii is the source of this 969-nucleotide messenger RNA. Lineage: Eukaryota; Oomycota; Peronosporomycetes; Peronosporales; Peronosporaceae. The record is from the annotation of a GenBank genome assembly.